Choloepus didactylus (southern two-toed sloth) is the source of this 3369-nucleotide messenger RNA. RefSeq names its product NUAK family kinase 2 (gene NUAK2). Gene Ontology annotation, cellular component: cytoplasm. Gene Ontology annotation, biological process: microtubule cytoskeleton organization; intracellular signal transduction; protein phosphorylation. Gene Ontology annotation, molecular function: ATP binding; tau-protein kinase activity; protein serine/threonine kinase activity. The transcript is spliced from 7 exons. NCBI's taxonomy places the organism in Eukaryota, Metazoa, Chordata, Mammalia, Pilosa, Megalonychidae. The coding region runs from base 2 to 2017 and encodes 671 amino acids. The record is from RefSeq and is a predicted model, not a curated record.
GAUGCGGCUCUUUGGUGCGACUGUGUGUUCCUCGUCCGCGCGAGAGCGGUGUGCUCGGGCUUCUAACUUUCCCCGCGCAGCCGAUUCCCUUCCCGCGGUCGCUGUCCUCCCGCUCGCCAUGGAGUCCUUGGCCUUUCCCCGGCGCCCGGACCCGCCUCCCUCGGCCGCCGCCAGCCUGACCGCGGAGCUCGCCCUGCCCCUGGCCCACGGGCUCAUCAAGUCGCCGAAGCCUCUGAUGAAGAAGCAGGCGGUGAAGCGGCACCACCACAAGCACAACCUGCGGCACCGCUACGAGUUCCUGGAGACCCUGGGCAAGGGCACCUACGGGAAGGUGAAGAAGGCGCGGGAGAGCUCCGGGCGCUUGGUGGCCAUCAAAUCAAUCCGGAAAGACAGAAUCAAAGAUGAGCAAGAUCUAAUGCACAUUCGGCGGGAGAUUGAGAUCAUGUCGUCUCUCAACCAUCCCCACAUCAUUGCCAUCCAUGAAGUGUUUGAGAACAGCAGCAAGAUUGUGAUCGUCAUGGAGUACGCCAGCCGGGGCGACCUGUAUGACUACAUCAGCGAGCGGCCACGGCUCAGCGAGCGUGACGCCCGCCAUUUCUUCCGGCAGAUCGUCUCCGCCGUGUACUAUUGCCACCAAAAUGGGGUGGUUCACCGAGAUCUCAAGCUGGAGAACAUCCUCUUAGAUGCCAGUGGAAAUAUCAAGAUUGCUGACUUCGGCCUGUCCAACCUAUACCACCAAGACAAGUUCCUGCAGACAUUCUGUGGGAGUCCCCUCUAUGCCUCCCCCGAGAUCAUCAAUGGGAAGCCCUACACGGGCCCAGAGGUGGACAGCUGGUCCCUGGGUGUCCUCCUCUACAUCCUGGUGCAUGGCACCAUGCCCUUUGACGGGCAGGACCACAAGACGCUGGUGAAGCAGAUCAGCAAUGGGGCGUACCGGGAGCCGCCUAAACCCUCUGAUGCCUGUGGCCUGAUCCGGUGGCUGUUAAUGGUGAACCCUACCCGCCGAGCCACCCUAGAGGAUGUGGUGAGCCAUUGGUGGGUCAACUGGGGCUACGCCACCCGAGUGUGGGAGCAGGAGGCCCUGCACGAGGGUGGGCACCCUUGCGGCGACUCUGCCCGGGCCUCCGUAACUGACUGGCUGCGGCGUUCCUCCCGCCCCCUCCUGGAGAACGGCGCCAAGGUGUGCAGCUUCUUCAAGCAGCACGCUCCCGGAGGUGGGGGUACGGCACCGGGCCUGGAGCGGCAGCAUUCACUCAAGAAGUCCCGCAAGGAGAAUGACAUGGCCCAGUCUCUCCAGGGGGACCUGGCUGACAACGCUGCCCCUCGCCCUGGCCAGGGCAUUCUCAAGCUGCCUAAGAGCAUUCUCAAAAAGAAGUCAUCUGUCUCCUCAGAGGGGACGCAGGAGGACCCCCACGAGCUCAGCCCCACCCUUGUGAGCCCAGGGCAGGCUGCCCCCCUGCUUCCCAAGAAGAGCAUCCUCAAGAAGUCCCGGCAGCGGGAGUCAGGCUACUACUCCUCUCCCGAACCCAGUGAGUCUGGGGAGCUUCUGGAUGCCGGUGACGUGUUUGUGAGCAGUGACCCCCUAGAGCAGAAAAACCCCCAGGCCUCGGGGCUGCUCCAGCGCAAGGGUAUCCUCAAACACAAUGGCAAGUUCUCCCGCACGGCCACUCAGCUCGCAGCUCCUACCACCUUCGGCUCCUUGGAUGAGCUGGCCUCACCACGCCCUGUGGCCCGGGCCAGCCGUCCCUCCGGAGCAGUGAGCGAGGACAGUAUCCUGUCCUCCGAGUCCUUUGACCAACUGGACUUGCCUGAACGGUUGCCUGAGCCCCCUUUGCGGGGCUGUGUGUCUGUGGAUAAUCUCAUGGGACUGGAGGAGCCCCCUUCAGAGGGCCCCGGGGGCCAUCUGAGGCGCUGGCGGCGGGACCCCCUGGGAGAUAGCUGCUUUUCCCUGACGGACUGCCAGGAGGUGACAGAGGCCUACCGACAGGCGCUGGGGGGCUGCUCUAAGCUCAGCUGAGGGUGGGGGGAGUCACCCAUCUGGAACAGGCUCUAAGAUGCAGCUGGCUGCACCCCAAGGAGAGCGUGCCUUCUCUCCUGCCUCUCAGGGACCAGCAUUCCCAGCCCAGAGAGUUGGGGUGGUUUGCAGUUGCACCCUAGGAAGGGCUGGAUGUGGGAAGUGGGCAAGUGAAGUUGUUGAGGGUUCAGAGUCUCCAGCCCUGUCAAUCCAAGAAAAUACUAUGGGGAAAAGAGUAGAGCAGUAGAGGGGACUGGGAGGCCCCGUGGUGGGGGUCCACGUUCCCUGCUUCUUGCCCAGCAGGGCUGCUGGGAUCUGGAAAGAGCUGUAAUCAGUGCCCAUCUCCUUUAUUGCAGAGAGUAAGUUUUGCUCAUGGGGCCUACCACUGAGGGUGGCCAGCCCCAUCCGACCUCAUCCUGUGCCAGGGUGGGGUUGGAAAGUCUACACACACACACACACACACACCCAUCCACUGAACUGGAAUAUGGCAUCCCUAAGGUGCCUGGGCCACACACACACACACACACACACACACACACACCCAUCCACUGAACUGGAAUAUGGCAUCCCUAAGGUGCCUGGGCCACACACACACACACACACACACACACACACACACACACACACCCAUCCACUGAACUGGAAUAUGGCAUCCCUAAGGUGCCUGGGCCACACACACACACACACACACACACACACACACACACACACACACACACACACACACAUAUCCACUGAACUGGAAUAUGGCAUCCCUAAGGUGGGAAUCGUCUCUUGGACUGAGCCCUUCCUUAUUGAUCCCUUUCUUAUUUAUCCAAGGAGUGAGAGAACACAACCUCUUGUUUCCUCAAAGGUUCUCCCCCUUUACCACCCCCCCCCCAAACCUAGCUUAGGCCUCCUGGGGCGCUGCUAUGACUCUAAAGACUUGAAAAGGCUCAUGCUGCUACAUGGACUUCAUCUCAUGAGGCCCAGCGUCCCCUGUACCCCACCCUGUACCUCAGAGAACUUGUGCCUCCAAGCUGUUCCUGAUACUGAGAAUGGAUGUAUCUGUUUCUCUGAGCUUUCGGGAUUCUAGAAUGUCCUUAUUUAUUUUUAUGGUCUCAGUUCUGUUUUUUUUGUUUUCAAUAAUGUGAAUGCUAAUGCUAUGUUCUGGGGAAGUCCGCUUUGACAUGGAAGUUUUGUGUACAGAGAGAUAUUUUUGCAAUGAUCCCCCACUGAUCAUGGGGGAGGGGGAUCUUUUACAAAUCCACAUACCCCAUCCCAGUGCCUUUGGGGGAUGGGUCUCUGGCUCCCUCUUCCUUUCCUCUGUGGCCAGAAAAAACCUCUCUAUUAAAAACAAUAUAGUGAUCGGAAAA